Messenger RNA from Capsicum annuum, 1401 nucleotides. RefSeq lists its product as uncharacterized. The coding region runs from base 145 to 1194 and encodes 349 amino acids. NCBI's taxonomy places the organism in Eukaryota, Viridiplantae, Streptophyta, Magnoliopsida, Solanales, Solanaceae. The transcript is spliced from 2 exons. The record is from RefSeq and is a predicted model, not a curated record.
UAAACGUGUAUAAUACCAUGAAUUGAUUUCGGUCGGGCUAAUCGGGUUACCCAAUUAUAUGCAAAACCCCAAAGCCCCCACUCUUGUGAGUAACCAAAAUUCUCAUGAUAAUGGCAGAACAAUAAACCUUAAACCUCCAAAGCAAUGUCUAUUACCCUCUCAGCUCUCUCAUCUUCAACCCCAUUUCUCAACAAAAUCUCUUCAAUUACCAGAAUUAAAGGACAACUCGAUGCAUUAAAGCUUCCGCUAUGCUUGACGUCCGGUGAAGGCACAAGAAUUAAGCCUUUCAAACUUGAAUUGACACACAAGUAUUCUGGGUUAUUUGAUGGUAAUUAUGGGUUCUUAUUGAGUAGGAAAAAUGAGUUUGUUGUGAAAGCUGAGAAUGGUGGAGUAGAUAAAGGUGAAAAUGAGGCACGUGGAGAGAGUACAAUGCCUGAGAGAUUUAGGUAUUUGACUAAAGAAGCUGAUGAUAAACCUGUUAGAUGGCCUUGGCUCAUAGCAUUGGCCUUUCUUCUAUAUGCCUGGAGGACUGUCUUGUGGGAACUGGGUAAUUGGAAAAAGGCUGUGGGUGCUGUCUUCCGAUUUAUCUGUUACAUCCCGAAACUUGUAUUGGCCGUUGUAUACUACUUCAUAGGGGAUCAGGUCACAGCUGUAAUUAGAUUUAUUGAAACAACACUAUACUCCAUUCGAGCUUUCUACUCCAGUGUAAUUGCAUAUGCACCGAUUCAGGAGCUGACAACAAUCAUCGUUUUGGCAUCUUGUGUACUUGCUGUUGGUGAAGCGGCAGUUCCAGAUUCUGUGAACAGCCAACCGUACCUGCUUACAGCAGCUGGAAUAAUGGGAUAUGCUGCUGUGAGAGGUUACAUCUCCGAGCUAUUCUUUUGGUUUAUACUCUUGGGCUUGUUUGCCUUUGCUCGAUUUAUCAAAAAAAGAGAUUAUGUGUCAUCCGCAAUACCUUCUGCUGCUGCAUUAGCUGCUGUGGGAGAGCCUUGGGUUAGACUAGUAGUAAUGGUUUCUUACACUGCUUUGGCUAUUCUGCAACACUCUAAGAUGCCUUUGAACAGAAGUGUAGGUGAAACUACCGGUGCAAUUAGGAAGGUCCCGGUUCCUCUGAUAUGUGCUGCAAUGGCCAUUGGUGUCCGUCUUGCUGCAAAAUGGGCUGGUUACCGGCAUUUGACUUGGAUGAUCGUUUGAUAUGCCACGAGCCUGAGUCUGUCCCUUGUUCUUGCUGACGACUUGUUUUCUCAUUUGGCAAAAUUGCUUCUUGUUUCUCUUUUUUUUGCUUGUCCAGUUCUUUUUGUACAACUUAGAGCUUAUUUUCUUUCAAAUUAUGUUCUGAAAGCACUAAAGUUGUAGUCUUUGUUGCCCCUACACUAUAUGAAAUUACUCAAUUUUGUCUUA